Phalaenopsis equestris is the source of this 1475-nucleotide messenger RNA. RefSeq names its product probable receptor-like protein kinase At5g24010. NCBI's taxonomy places the organism in Eukaryota, Viridiplantae, Streptophyta, Magnoliopsida, Asparagales, Orchidaceae. Gene Ontology annotation, molecular function: protein kinase activity. The record is from RefSeq and is a predicted model, not a curated record.
UCUAGACACUCCCGAAGCUGACAGCUUCUCCAUUUUCCCUUCAUCUUCUUCUAACCCGCGUUCAUUCAUCUUCUCGGGCGCAUUCAUUCAUUUUCAACAUCCUAUACUUCCUUCUAAUCACAAUUCUUAUGGCCAAUCGACGAAACCCUAGACAUCUUCACCUCAAUAUCAUCUUCCAAUUACUCGCCCUCCUCUCCCACUCUUCUGCUCUCUUCUCUCCUCCCGACAACCACCUCAUCUCAUGUGGCUCCCUUACCCCCACCACCCUCGAUGACCACCGCAUCUUCCUGCCCGAUGCCAGUUGUCUCAUCUCCGAUAAUCCAAUCUCUAUCUCCGCAGAUGCUAACCCCCCUCUCCAAUCCCACACAUACGCUUCUCUUUACAAAUCAGCUAGGGUUUUCACGUCUCCUUCCUCUUACGAGUUCCACAUCAGCAACAAGGGCACACAUAUCGUCCGCCUUCAUUUCUAUCCCUUCUCCACCCACAGCCACGACCUUGCCUCUGCUCAUUUCCAUGUCGUGGCCUCUGGCUUCGUUUUGCUCAGCAAUUUUACCGCUUCUUCCGACUCUCCGAUGAAGGAGUUCAUCUUGAAAGCAGACGCGGAAAAGCUCGUGAUCUUCUUCGUGCCAGUGGAUUCGUCCUCAUUUGCGUUUGUGAACGCCAUCGAAGUCAUCUCUGCGCCAGCAGACCUUGUAGAAGAUAGGGCAAGAUUGGUUCAAGCUGACAAAGUUCUGAGUUUUGAUGGGUUAUCGAAACUGGCGAUGGAAAUCCUGUUUCGGAUCAAUGUUGGGGGUCCGCAUGAAAAUUUUGAUAUCUCCUCUGCAACUGUUCAAGUUUUGGCUUCUCCUUACUAUGUGGACUUUGUUGCUGAUGUGGGCAUUUCAGACUUUUUGUUUGUCAGCAUUGGCCCUUCCAGGUUCGUUGGUCAUUCGAGGGUUGAUGGGUUGCUGAAUGGACUGGAAAUUAUGAAACUUAAUAACACCGUUGGAAGCUUGGACGGUGUGCUUCCAUUUGCUUUGGUUUUACAUAGUUCACGAGGUGGCUUUAGCACAGCUAUCCGUUCGCUUAUUUGUUGGUCUGCUUUUGUCAUGUUGUCGGCUGUUGGGUUUAUGUUAAUAUUGAGAAGGAGGGCUGAGUCAAGAAACCGCAUUGCAUGGUCUCCUUUGCCGAUGGAUGUUAAAAUUGCAAAAGGAGGCCAAUUUGCAUGAGGAGAAGUCAUCUUCUGCCUAAGGUUUCUCUUAGGGCCUAAUAGGUCAGAGUUUGGCUAGUUGAUCUGUUGGUUUUGUAAGUUCCUGAUAAAUAUCUACUUUUGUGAUCUAGAAGAGUGGACUUUGUGAAAGCUAAAUGCUCUUUGUAGGAUGGUAAAGUCACGUUUAGCUUAGGGUGUGCCCGCACACCCCACCUAAUUUUAGAUUUCUGCCACUUGCUAUUUCUUUUAAAGCAUAUAUUGAUGGAAGCUAUUGAUUUUGUGUUUU